AGGAAGGAAGCCGCAUCACGGGGGCGGUCACAUCCAAGGUUUCCGGGGCGGAAGUCGCCGGCGACGAGAUGCUCGUCAACGCCCGCGGCGAGAUGCUCGGCGGCGCCCCUCCAGAGUCUGCGCGCCUCGCUGAUGAGACAUCCGCCCUGAGUUUACAAGCAAAACAUUCAGCCGGAUCAAACCAUUUUUUUGUGAAAGAAAUGCAGCAUGCUCCAAGAUGGCAGGUGUCUUUUUUGGUGUCUGAUGGAUGCCCGCAAGAAGAUUGAACACGAGAUCGAAAGUAAAGCCAAGGCGUCCUUGAAAGAAGGGUUAGGUCAAGAGCAUAAAACUCCACACCCAGGUACAAAUAUUGAAGAUGAAGAAGGGAACCCUGGUAGUGAUAGGAAUGAAGAAGGGAGACAUCAGUGUGUGGAAGAUACUGAUUUAGAUGAGAGAGGCUAUGAUGUCGAGAUCACUGACACUGAAGCAUCAGACGAUUUGCUAUAUGAAGAAGUUCUGACGGUGCUGAUGAACGAAGAUAUGUCUGACGACCAGAUCAUCCGUUGUUUCCUGGUUGUGGCAUUAUCAACAUUCCUCUGCCCGACAUCAAACACUAAACCAAGCACCAAAUAUAUGGGAGCUCUAGUUAAUGUGGAGCAACUCAAGCAACUAAAUUGGUGCAGGUUUGAUCAUGAUUGGGAGUUGAUGUAUAUAAAGAAAUACCAAAAGGAAAAGCUGAAGCAGAACCGAACAAUGAUGACUCUAGGAGGAUGUAUAUACCACCUAGCAGUCCGUUGUCUUGAUUUUACUGAUUUUGGCUCAAUUCAAAUCCCAUCUUUGAUGCCCAGAAUAUGUGUCUGGAAGGGAGAUAUGGUCAAGCAUUUAAGUGACAUGACCAUUGGAAGAGAUGGAAAGUAUGGAUGUCUCACAAUAAAAGAAGUAUCAGAAACCCGCUACAAGGAUGGAACAUACGAGUGGGCAAGUACGAUUAAGAAUUCAAAUUUCAGGAAAGCGAUAAACAAUGUUGCAGGGAAUUCUUUGUCUGACAAGGUCAAAGAGGAUAUCUUCCUCGCUUACGAAAACCAUAUGAAGAAUGAAGACAUAAAUACUUGCAUCAAAGCUAAAGGGCUUCUGCUAGACACGAUCCGCAUCAUAACCAAUGCCUCUGGUGAAUCAGGUGAUACAGUUAAAGUGGGCUCAACAGGAACUGAAUUGAAUGCAAGCCAACAGUCCAACAACUCAGGAGACACUGUCAAACUACAAUCGACUGAACUUCAAGAGGAAAAUGACGGAGGGCAUCUGCUGCAAAGGAAAACGGAUGUUCUAUCAACUAGCCAACAGUCUGCUGGUUCUUCUGCAUCAAAAACAAAUGCUGGAAAAGGGAGCAUAAAUGAAGCUAAUGGGUUUUGUAGCAGCCCUCCUAAAGUCCAUGAAAUAGGCAAGUUGAAGUCUAACUCCGGAGCACAAUGUCAAAGAGAGCAUUCCUCAAAGGACCCCAUGCCAGAAAUGUGUGUUCCAGCCGCAUCAACUUUCGCUCCAAGAAACCAUGUAGAUGGAGGAGGAGGAUAGAUGCCCAAUCAAGUAGCGAACCACAUGAUCCCUGUUCAAUCAAGCACAAGAAGCCUUUGGAAUCUCUUUUGAAGGCUGACAAAAAAAUCCCCUCAAAACAGGGUGAAGAAAAGGAUGAAGUCCACACUCUAGAUAAUCAACAAGAGAAAAGCAGCAGCCUCAACUACAUGCUUAUUGGAGAAGCAAAAGAGAACCACGUUCAAAAUGUAGCAGAGAGUGCCAAGGAAGACAUCCCAACAGAGCUCAUUCAGUCCAAAAUAAUUUUCACGGAAUCAAAGCAAACAACAUUUUCUGGUUUUCAAAACACAUCAAUUCAGGAAUUGGACCUGCAGAGGAAAAAAUUUAGGGGGCGCCUGGAUAACCUGAGCAUAGACAUUAAUGUAAAAGCGCAACCAGAGAGUGGGACACAUACAGAUGAGGUUUUUGCAAGAGGAUAUAAAAUCAUUAGCGACUUUCUAGACAAGGCAAGAGAAAAAUAUUUCUUCGCCGAUGAUAGCACCCCCUCAUUCAGGAUCUCUGAAGAUGUGGAUGAAUGUGGAAAUAUAAUCGAAGAACAUGAAUUGUGGAGGCCUGUAUGGAUGAAGGAUGAGUGUUACAAAAAAAGAUAGAGGC
Messenger RNA from Triticum aestivum (bread wheat), 2160 nucleotides. RefSeq lists its product as uncharacterized. The record is from RefSeq and is a predicted model, not a curated record. The transcript is spliced from 14 exons. Lineage: Eukaryota; Viridiplantae; Streptophyta; Magnoliopsida; Poales; Poaceae. The coding region runs from base 208 to 1548 and encodes 446 amino acids.